AUGCUCCUGGAGCUGAAUGAGCGACGCGCAUCGCUGCUGGAAAGGCUGAAUGGAUUGUUAACGCAGCGGCAGACCCACGUGGAGUUAGAAGUUCGGCGACAGCACCUGGUGGCAGCGGCAGCCCGGGAGCAGGCGCGAGUACAGCAAGCGGCGGCGGCGGUGGAGGAGGCACUCUUUCCUUGGCAGCAGCUUCACUCGCUCGUGGCCCUCACCCACAGCCACGUCGCCGCCAUGCUGUUGGCCGAGCAACGAUCCAAACUUGCCGUACUGCUGGACACGCUACCCCUGCGCGUUGCAGCCAUUCGGCCGCCACCGCAACCACCUGCACAACCGCAACUACCAAUACAACAACCAACCGCCUUUAACCAACAACAACAGCAACAGCCUCAGGGAGCUUCAGCCGGCGUAUUCCCGAAACCCAACCACCCCAACCAACAGCAACCGGGUCUCCAGGGCAGUCCAAGCCUUAUCGGGCCUGUGGCUCCAGGGUUGGGCCCCGCGCCGAGUAGUGCGGGGGCGGGGGCCGGGGGCGGGGGUAUGGGCGGGGGGGGUAGCGGCCAUGGUGGGGUCGCGGGGUCGUCCCCAAUCCAGGUGACGUUGUGCAACAUGAAGUUGCCGGACGGCGCCACCGUGUCAUCGCUCAUGGCGGCGCAACCGGAAUCGACUUCUUCCGCUCUGGGCUACCUGCUGCUGCUGGCGGAGCUGCUCUCCACCUACUUUGGGGGCCCUAUACUGCACGAGGGCUCCUUCCAGGGCUCCACCAGCGUGAUCUGGCAGCAGCACUCCUUUUGGAAUCGGCGACCCUCCACCUCCAACGGCCGCCUGCCUCUCUUCCUGGAGGAGGGAGGAGGCGGGGGCGGGGGAGGAGGCGGGGGAGGGGGAGGGGGAGGAGGCCCGGGUCUGAGUAACCCAUUUCCUGGCCUGGCUACCAAGGUCCGUGGACCUUCUCCGUGGACAUCCCAACCAUCUGGCCACCAACAUCAAUAUCAACAAAGCCAAAACCAGCAACCAGGAACUUCGCAUUCGCAGCAGCACCAGCAGCCGCAAACCCAGCUACAGCAGCACCACGGCUACAGCCAUUUGUCGGCAGGGGGGGCGGCGGCGUCCGCCUUCUCAGCCCUGACUCGCGUCAUGUCGGGCGGGAUCGCGGCGGCAGCUGGCGGAGCCGGCGGUGGAGGUGUGUCGUACAUACCGCAAGUGGAGGAGGCACUUGUACGGCAGCGGCAUACGGAUCUGCGUUUGGCGUACGACAUGCUACUUCGUAGUCUUGCGUGUUUCACGCGGGACAAGAUCGUGCCCCUGGGGUUGCAGCUCCCCAACUCCUGGGGGCCUCUUGGCUGGCUUGCCGUACUGUGUGCCUCCGUACGACGGGAUCCCGGCACGGAUGCGGUGUUGGUUGCGGCCCAACAGGCUUUGGCAGCUCAGCAGGGGGGUCAGAUGGCAGUGGGGGGCCUUAUGGGACAGGGGGGAGGGGGGGGUUUCACGGCGCGAGAUCACUUGCGGCCGGGGUUGGCGGCUGGCGGGCUGGCGGCGGCAGUGGCGGCGGUGGGAGACGGCGGCGGCGGUGGCGGUUUUCAGGACAACGAUGGCUGCACGUUCUGCACCCUCAUGUCGGGCUUCGGAGCCUUUUUCAUGUUCCUUCUAGGCAUCUGCAUCAGCAACAACUACGAAUAUGUUGGCGAAUGGUACAAGCCUGAAAAGGGCCGAGGCUCGCCGACGACGGAUCAAAUUAAGGAAGCGGCAAAGAAUUGCUUCAUUACGGGAGGCGUUUACAUCGCGUUCACUAUCAUGGCGGCCAUGUGCGUCUGCUACCAGAAUAAGAAGGCCAAGCGGACGUAGCGACAUGAGUACCUGAGCACAGGCGCAUGUCUCCAAUUCGGCACAUUGACGGCAAUGACCGCUGGGUUGGCCACGGACAAGGCGUCUUCGUAGCCACACGCGAUUUGAGUGGUGCUGUGCCGGUGUGUUAAGCCGUGACGAGGCCAAGCAUGGCCUCAGCCAGGGUAAUGAGGGGUGUAAGCGAGCCCCGCCGUUAUGGAAAUACGACCGUGUGAUGCAUGCAUUGGGACGGCUGUGGCUUCAGCGAUCAUGUGGCCCUGAAGCAGGGAACAACAUCCAAUUUUCGGUCAGCGCUUUUGCUGCCAUGGCGGGUCAGUACCGUAGUCCGCACGGCUGUGGAAAGCUGCACAGCUGUGAACAAGGGAAUCGGCUGUAUAUGCACACAAUUUUCGGCUGGAUGACUUGUGCAUUUUUUGUAGGGUGCCGUGCUCUACUUCGAGAGUACAAGAAGGUAGUGUGGCUUCUGUAAGGAGUGAUCUAUGUUACUGCACAUCCAGACCUCCGGGGAACCGAAGGGGGAGUCUGUGUCCAUAAAACAGCAAAUAGCAUGUCAAACUGCUAGACAAUCUUUAUUGUAUUGUUUAGCGGCUUCCGUUC
Molecule: messenger RNA, 2436 nt
Organism: Volvox carteri f. nagariensis
Lineage: Eukaryota; Viridiplantae; Chlorophyta; Chlorophyceae; Chlamydomonadales; Volvocaceae
Exons: 10
Coding region: 1-1839 (612 amino acids)
Biological process (GO): SNARE complex assembly
Cellular component (GO): endosome; lytic vacuole
Molecular function (GO): SNARE binding
Source: RefSeq, a predicted model, not a curated record